Molecule: messenger RNA, 1472 nt
Organism: Amaranthus tricolor (Joseph's coat)
Lineage: Eukaryota; Viridiplantae; Streptophyta; Magnoliopsida; Caryophyllales; Amaranthaceae
Exons: 2
Coding region: 281-1066 (261 amino acids)
Source: RefSeq, a predicted model, not a curated record
GUGCGGGUUAUUUGUCUCCAUCCACGGCAUUAGGGCCACUCUUUAGAGUUGUCCUGGCCAAGCUUCUUGUUUGUUGUUCAAAUAGAAGGAUUAUCGUGUGUGUGCCACUGUGAGUGAAUCAGUCUUGGCAUGGUUUCUUGGUUGAGUUUAUUGUCUUCUUGAAGUAUUCAAGCCCAUACACGCAUCAACGUGGUAUCAGAGCUUAAGUUCUGAGUACGGACAAGAAUAAAGGGGCGUAAAGAAAGCAGGUAACAAGCCAUUUUACACAUUCUGUAAAGGAAUGAUCAGAGAGAAAGGUAUAGUGCGAUUUUUGUUUCAAUUUCGCCAAUACAGGUACUUUACAAAUGCUGAACAAAGGACUAUAAAGGUGUUGCAACCACAAAACAAACACAAAAAGCAAAUCAUAAUAGAAGAGGAACAGUGCAGUACCAAAGGAGAAGAUGACAACAAGCCACGGGAACUGCAAGAAGGGACUUUUACUUGGAUGCAUUUGGACCUCCUGGACACCUAUGGUAUGUCAAAGGCUUUCAACUUAGAUGACUUCAAACAACAUGAGUGCAACGCAGAAUUGAGGACAAUUCUGUUUAAAGAAGGAGGGAAUGAUCCAAAUAUGGAUAGCCCACAAGUCAAGAUAAGCCAAGCCAAGACAAACCAAGGAGGAUACAUGGCUGAGCAACCUACUGAUUGGAUGCUCACUGACUUACCCGCUGACCUUGCUGAUUUGGACGUGACAAUUCAGGAAGGACAGUCCCAAGCUAGACCAAACAUGAGUAUCCAAGCAUGGCAAAGCCAAGAGGAAUCAAUGAGAAACCUCACAGCAACACUCAAGCCAGACAAAGACAUGCAUUCUGGUCAGCAGACCACAGAGCAGCCAUCUGACGACCAGCCUACCUUGCGCACAAUAGAACGCCUGGUCUCGUGCACAUAUCAACAUGGAAACUCAAGUGAUGGCAUCUUUGGACAUGGAAGAAAAAGCCAAGACUCAGAAAUAGCACAGAGAGCCCUCACAGAGCCCAGAAGAUUAACGCCAAGGUCGUGUGCUCGCCUGAUAUUUGAUAAUGGCUGAUCCAGAACUGCCAGCCAUCACCUGCUGAGCAGCAGACCUUCGAGCCCUUCCACGGAGUCAACCUGAGCAUCCUAGGAUACACCAAGGGUAGUUUUGGAAUCUCUAUACAUGGACCUUUCCAUCAACACCUUAAGUGCCUCCUAACGAUCACAGUAAGACACCAAGAAAAGGAGCUGAAGGUCCCCUGUCAGACAGAUCAGAGCGGAAGAGAUGGAAGAAUACUUAACAUUCUGUUUUCUGAUUUUUGUUGUUUAAAACGUGUACAUAAUAGCCACGUGUUACUUUUUAGCCGUUAUUAUGGUUUGGCUUAGGCUUAGCUCUUGUAGAAGGUCUCAUAGCUCUAUAAAUAAGAGGCCUAAUCCCUUGUAAUGGACAAGUUCAGAUUAAUCAAUUGAGUUUUUCUUCA